AUGUCUACUCAGCACAACUACCUCGACGACGACGAUGACUUCUCGGAGUUCUACAACAACCCCCUCUACAAGCGCGUCUCUGAAUUGACCCCCCACGAGCGUAAGAAUGCUUGCCCACCUCCCCCCCUUCCUACUCCUCGUCGAGACAAUGGCCCCAGAGUCGUCGCCCGAAAGCGCUCCUCUCGUCACCCAUCCCCACGUCCGCCAUCCCCUCGUCAGCCUUCCCCUCGCCCUCCCUCUUCAAGCAGGGACGCCGCUGCUGUGAGAGCCUCUAUCCGAAGACACUCCUUCACAAAGCCUCGACAGACUCCAAACAAGGAGAAUGCCCCCGAGCCAGAGGGCACCCAUUCGCCAAUCCUCCGCCCACGUGCCGACCACGACUUCCAGCAAAAUGUCGCCCGCGUCCACGGCCCCGAGCACGUUGACAAGUACGAAAACUGUGCCGACAUGUCGGAGAAGGCCAAAGAGGAGCUUGAAGACAAGCCUGAAGGAAGCCUUCGGUUCGGACGUCCCUGGACCCAGGAGGAGUUUGACAAGGCUACGCUCAUUGGGUCUUCCGACGACUCGAUCACGGACAAGGUCGAGAAGGAGUUUCAGGAGAAUAUGGACGACGAAGAGAUGACUUUGGAAGGAUACGAAGAUCUCAAGGAGGGCGAGACACUGGAAGAUGACGAAAUUCUGGAGGAAAUCGAGAUCGUGGAUUGGAAGAAGCCAAACUCACGGAAACUGAUGACCAGGGAACGAAGCAGCGAGGAUCAUAAUGCGGAUCUGGCAGGUGAACAGCAGGCUUAG
Molecule: messenger RNA, 792 nt
Organism: Fusarium mangiferae
Lineage: Eukaryota; Fungi; Ascomycota; Sordariomycetes; Hypocreales; Nectriaceae
Exons: 2
Coding region: 1-792 (263 amino acids)
Source: RefSeq, a predicted model, not a curated record